Molecule: messenger RNA, 1551 nt
Organism: Microthlaspi erraticum
Lineage: Eukaryota; Viridiplantae; Streptophyta; Magnoliopsida; Brassicales; Brassicaceae
Source: the annotation of a GenBank genome assembly
AUGGAUUACUCCGACGACGACAUCGAAUCAGGGGAUGAUAGUCUAUACACUGACGAAGGGGCCGAUCUCGAUUAUGGAUUUGCCGAGGAAACAUGGAAACCAUCUCAGCUAAGUAGUUACGUAGUUCUCAAGGAAGAAGAUAUUCGCAAGCAACAAAGAGACGAUAUCGAACGACUUUCUACAAUUCUCUCUAUAAGCCAAGCUGAAGCGAUUGUUCUGCUUCUUCACUAUCAUUGGAAUGCUAGUAAAGUCGAAGAUGAAUGGUUUACUGACGAAGAGAGAGUCCGUAAAAGCGUUGGUAUAUUGAAGGAGCCUCUUGUUGAUCUUAACGAGAGACAACAAGUGGAUAAUAAUAUUGAAUGUGGAAUUUGCUUUGAAUCAUAUCUUCAAAAGGAGAUCUCAACUGUUUCUUGUGGUCAUCCUUAUUGCAAUACUUGUUGGACAGGUUUCAUCACUACGGCAAUCAACGACGGUCCGGGAUGUUUGAUGAUUAAAUGUCCCGAACCUUCAUGUUCUUCCGUGGUAUGUCAAGAUAUGAUCGAUAAGGUCAUCUCUAAGGAAGAAGUUAAAGACAAGUACUAUAGAUAUUUGUUUAGGUCUUACGUGGAAGCGAGCGGGAAGAAGAUGAAAUGGUGUCCGUCACCGGGAUGCGAACACGCGAUUGAGUUUGGGAGUGGAAGUGGAAGUGAAGAUUAUGAUGUUUCUUGUUUAUGUUCUUAUGGCUUCUGCUGGAAAUGCGGUGAAGCUGCUCACCGUCCUUUGGAUUGCGAGACGGUGUCGAAAUGGAUACUUAAGAACAGUAGUGAAUCCCAGAACACGACUUGGAUACUUGCGAACACAAAGCCUUGCCCUAACUGCAAACGUCAGAUCGAGAAGAACAGAGGUUGUAACCAUAUGAGGUGCUCAAUUUGUAAACACAGUUUUUGUUGGGCUUGUCUUCGUCCGCUGAAGGAUCACGUGAAGUGCCACAAGUUUAAGGGUGAUGAUGAGACGGUAGUUAAGAGAAAAAAUGCGAAAAAGGAAAUCAAUAGAUACAUGCAUUAUUAUGAAAGAUGGACAAUGCAUCAAUCUUCGUGGCUAAAGUCUAUGGAAGCUUUGAAGAAAUUGCAAUCGGUGCAGCUUAAGAAGCUUAGUGUCAAACAAUGCACACCAGAAACGCAGCUCCAGUUCAUCCUAGAGGCAUGGCGUCAGAUCAUUGAGUGUAGAAGGGUCAUGAAAUGGACAUAUGCAUAUGGAUACUACCUUCCUGAGCAAGAACGAACCAAGAAACAGUUUUUCGAGUAUUUGCAAGGAGAGGCUGAAGUUGGUUUGGAGAGGCUUCAUCUCUGCGCAGAGGUGGAGUUGGAACAGUUUUUCUGCAAAUCUCAAGAUCCAUCCAUAAAUUUCCUUGAUUUCCGGAGGAAAUUAAUUGGUUUGACUGAAGUAACCAAAACUUACUUCGAAAACCUGGUGAAAGCUUUGGAGAAUGGUCUUGCAGAUGUGGGGCUUAAUGAGAGAAAAUCAAGAACAAAACCUAAACCUUCUACCAAGAGACGAAAGUUGGUCAAGUGA